AUGUUUCGCUCACGGGGUCCCUUGCGGCACUCUGUUGGAGCGGGCUCCGAAUCUUCCUCGUCAACCUCACCCGAGCGACCAGUCGACGAUGACACAGAUUUCUUCAUCCAAGCAAAUGAUUCACAAUCCUCUGUGGGCGUGGGAACCUUACGGGACUUCCAGGUCGAUGCUGAACAGGGCGCAACUCUACCGCCCAUUUACCGUCUUCCCCCCGAGCUCCUGAUUGCCAUAUUUGCGAAGCUCAACUCGCCUACGGACAUGCUGAACUGUAUGAAAGUCUCCCAAAGGUGGGCGGCACAUUGCGUGGCAAUACUGUGGCAUCGGCCGUCUUGUAAUACUUGGGAGAAUUUGAAGAGAGUGGCGGGCGCCAUCAGUACUCCAGAGAGCUAUUUCCCGUACUAUGAGCUGGUGAAGCGGCUGAACCUUUCAUCCUUGAGCUCCAAGGUUAAUGAUGGAACGAUAAUCUCGUUCGCCCAAUGCAAACGAAUUGAAAGGCUGACGUUGACCAACUGCUCGGCGUUGACAGAUGCCGGUGUUUCUGACCUCGUUAACGGGAAUGGUCAUCUUCAGGCGCUGGAUGUGACAGAAUUAAGGAAUCUUACAGACCAUACACUGCAUAUCGUUGCGAGGAGCUGCCCUAGGCUACAAGGCCUGAAUAUAACCGGCUGCACCAAAAUAACUGACGACUCAUUGGUGGCCCUAGCAGAAAAUUGUCGUCAGAUUAAAAGGUUGAAACUCAACGGCGCUAUACAAGUCACUGAUCGAGCAAUUCAAUCGUUUGCAAUCAAUUGUCCGUCGAUGCUUGAAAUCGAUCUACACGGUUGCCGACUCAUAACCAAUUCUGCCGUAACAAACUUGCUUUCGACACUUCGGUAUCUCCGAGAGUUGCGCCUUGCUCAUUGUGCCGAUAUCACUGAGCAGGCAUUCCUUGACUUACCAGACGGAAUAAUUUUUGAUAGUCUUCGGAUCCUGGAUCUGACAGCCUGCGAACAUGCUAUAUGCAAGCUGGGCAGGAAUAUACACUAUGUCCAUUUGGGUCACUGUUCAAACAUCACCGAUAACGCCAUGACGCAGCUAGUUAAAUCUUGUAGCCGAAUUCGGUACAUUGAUUUAGCUUGCUGCAACAGGCUAACGGACAUCAGUGUACAGCAAUUGGCAACACUGCCAAAGUUACGGAGAAUAGGCUUGGUAAAGUGCCAAGCUAUCACAGAUCGCGGUAUCCUUGCUCUAGCGAAACCGCGCAUUCCACAGCAUCCUCUUGUCAGCUCUUUGGAACGAGUCCAUCUGAGCUACUGCGUCAAUUUGAGCACUUACGGUAUUCACCAAUUACUUAACCAUUGUCCCAGACUCACGCACCUCAGCUUAACUGGGGUGCAUGCCUUCUUACGAGAAGAAUUAACCGCCUUUUGUCGCGAUGCUCCCCCGGAAUUUACGCCUCAGCAACGAGAAGUGUUUUGUGUUUUUAGCGGUGGAGGAGUUAAUCGAUUAAGAGAUUUCCUCAAUCAAGCCGCAAUAGCGUAUCAUCGUGAGCUAGAGGAAGGAACAAUGUUUGAUGACGCCGAAGAACCAGAUGAGGAAGAAGGACAAGUUACAGGCCUCAUGAACGCCACAGGUCUUAAUGACGAUCAGGAUAGAACUCUUGACGAUGCUGCGACUCCGAUCCAAGGCUAG
Messenger RNA from Uncinocarpus reesii 1704, 1671 nucleotides. RefSeq lists its product as uncharacterized. Gene Ontology annotation, molecular function: protein binding. The record is from RefSeq and is a predicted model, not a curated record. NCBI's taxonomy places the organism in Eukaryota, Fungi, Ascomycota, Eurotiomycetes, Onygenales, Onygenaceae. The coding region runs from base 1 to 1671 and encodes 556 amino acids. Gene Ontology annotation, cellular component: SCF ubiquitin ligase complex. Gene Ontology annotation, biological process: SCF-dependent proteasomal ubiquitin-dependent protein catabolic process. The transcript is spliced from 4 exons.